UGAAGGCGGCGUGGCGCUCUACCGGCCAGAGCCGGUAGCGCAGCCGUGGCUCCGCGCUGGGACUGGUCCUUUCGCAGCCAUUUUCUGUCCAACCAAACAGCCGUCUCAGGGAGGGAACCAACCAGGGCUUCAUUGCAGAUGGACGGAGACGGUGCCACGACCGACGCCUCCCAGCUGGGCAUCGCUGGGGAGUACAUCCCAUCCUCGCACUACGUGCUGCAACAAGAUGAUGACGGUGACGAAGGUUUGAAUGACGACGGUGGCGUGAAGGAGAACUACAGGGAGCAGGACAUCUAUCUCCCCAUCGCCAACGUGGCUCGCAUCAUGAAGAACGCCGUCCCUCAAACUGGAAAGAUCGCGAAGGAUGCCAAGGAGUGCGUGCAGGAGUGCGUGAGCGAGUUCAUCAGCUUCAUCACGAGUGAGGCCAGCGAGCGCUGCCACCAGGAGAAGCGCAAGACCAUCAACGGUGAGGACAUCCUGUUCGCCAUGUCCACGCUGGGCUUCGACAUGUACGUGGAGCCACUCAAGCUCUACUUGCAGAAGUUCAGAGAGGCAAUGAAAGGGGAGAAAGGCAUGCCCGGCGUGUCCGUGGGUGAAAGCCUGGGGGAGGAGCUCACGGACGACGGCUUCGCAAACCCUCUUCCAGCGGGAAUUAUAACGGCCGACGGCCAGCAGCAAAACGUCAUGGUGUACACCACCUCAUAUCAACAGAUUCCCACUGUGCAGCAGAUCCAGUUUUCAUGACAAGGCCUCACCUCCAGCGUGAACAAGUGACCCACGCUCACCAAACGGACCUCCCAACCCGGCGCGGGUGGCAAAAAGCCAUCCAGGAGGAAAGACUUGCGUGCUGCCGUCUGCUGCAGCACCCUUCAUGUACAGACAAAUUGUUGAGUAGAAAGUAGUUUCUAGUUCCGCUUAAUGUCCGCCAUGCCGUUAAGAAAAGUUGUAUGGUACCAAAUGUUUUGGAUUUCAACCGAACUGCCGGGACAAGGUGUUUUGUAUUUGAAAGGCUAGUCUUCACGCAACGUAUUUAGUGUUCAAAUUUUUUUUCCUUGCAUGUGUGAUAGCGUGUUUGCUUUGCUUUUUUUUUUUUUUUUUUUUUUUAUAAAGCCUCUGGGAAAGUAGCGGGCUAUCCGAAGCAAAAAAAAUGUCACUUCUCUGUGAAUAAACUGGCUCUUUUUUUUGUAAAUUCACCCAAUUUAUGUGCUUAUUACAUGUUCUGUAACUCAUUUGAAUAAAAAACGUGAUGUGUGUAAACUUUACAGUAUUUUUAUUUAUAGCAUAAAAAUGGCCAAUAAAACUGAAGUUGUAAUUUC
Molecule: messenger RNA, 1316 nt
Organism: Phyllopteryx taeniolatus (common seadragon)
Lineage: Eukaryota; Metazoa; Chordata; Actinopteri; Syngnathiformes; Syngnathidae
Product: nuclear transcription factor Y subunit beta-like
Exons: 7
Coding region: 139-744 (201 amino acids)
Biological process (GO): regulation of transcription by RNA polymerase II
Cellular component (GO): CCAAT-binding factor complex; nucleus
Molecular function (GO): RNA polymerase II cis-regulatory region sequence-specific DNA binding; protein heterodimerization activity; DNA-binding transcription activator activity, RNA polymerase II-specific
Source: RefSeq, a predicted model, not a curated record